Varanus komodoensis (Komodo dragon) is the source of this 7094-nucleotide messenger RNA. RefSeq names its product solute carrier family 11 member 2 (gene SLC11A2). Gene Ontology annotation, molecular function: manganese ion transmembrane transporter activity; cadmium ion transmembrane transporter activity; iron ion transmembrane transporter activity. Lineage: Eukaryota; Metazoa; Chordata; Lepidosauria; Squamata; Varanidae. The record is from RefSeq and is a predicted model, not a curated record. Gene Ontology annotation, cellular component: plasma membrane. Gene Ontology annotation, biological process: metal ion transport. The coding region runs from base 1085 to 2755 and encodes 556 amino acids. The transcript has 16 exons.
CUAUGUAUCAGUUUUCCACUCAACAUGGGUUUCCUUAGGUGUCUCACAUUGUAAUAAAAAUAAGGGCAUACAUCAUCCUACAGCGUCCAUUUCAUUCAUAAUCUGGCAUUUCAGCUUUCUCUAAGAGACAAGUUUGGUUAGGACUGUAACAACUUAUUAUGAGAAGCCAAUGACUACUUUCAGUUCUUUGGGACAAAUCUAGAAAUACUAACCUCAAGAACAGCAUAUUGUUUGACUCUACCAAAAAGGGUAAAACUGUAUUGAACCAGGGAUUCUUCAAACAUCUUCCUUAUGUGUGGAUUAUCUCUGUAAAAGGUCCACAAAUUCUUCCAAGGAGGACCUGCAAUUUCUUUGCUACCUCUGUAUCAUGAAUACUGUUUUAAAGAAGUUAUUUGUAAUUCUUACAGAACAGAAGUGGGGGGACCUUGCAAACCAUAAUACCAAUUGCAAGUCUGGAUAGUCUGGCAUUAAAGUCAUUCAUUGGUUUGUGAAACAGGAUAUGAAAUUCUUUGGAUAGCCUUCUCCAUAUUGUUGACAGGACAGAUACCUACUUAAAUUUGCAGCUGAAUCAUACACAUUUCAGAAUUAAGACCCAUUGAGUUCAGUUGUUUCCAGGAAAAUGGGUGUAAGAUUGCAGUCUUCAGUCCUUUGAACAGACAAAAUAAUCUGGAAGACAAGGUGACAAACUCCCCAACCUCUGGACCAGUAUAUUUAAGACUGCAGAGGACAUCAGGUUAGCAGAGGCUGGGUUAGGAUUUUCAUUUACUUUAAGGCCUGCUUCUUUGCAUGAGCCCCCCAGAACUAGAUCCAAGUCUCUUGUAUGCAAACUGUGGAACUUGAGAGAUACUCCAGAAAUUCUUUAUCUGCCAACCUGUUAAAACCACCCAACAAUGUUCCACAAGAUAAUGUUUAUAGUCUGUAUGCUCACAUUAUCACCACCUCCCAGCCCUUGUAAUGAACAUUUUUCAGUUUGUCUUGAAUUGCCCUUACGGCCAAACAGCUAGAAGCACCACUCUGUAACCCAUAAGUUGCCCUGCGUUCUCAAGGCUUUGUCAGCAGUUGAUUCUUUAUAGGAAUUUUAGUUAUGUUAAGGAAGUUCAAACAAGAAGAUUCCUCUGGGGAUGGCGUUAGCACCAUUUGCAGCAAUUCAGAUCCACCACACCGUUCCGACUCCACAGAUGAAUUUACCACCUACUUUGAUCAGAAAGUGCCUAUACCUGAAGAUGAAAAGCACCAAUGGUUCAGUUUUCGAAAACUCUGGGCAUUCACAGGGCCUGGUUUCCUCAUGAGCAUUGCCUACCUGGAUCCAGGCAACAUUGAAUCAGACCUACAGUCUGGAGCUAUUGCACAAUUUAAGCUGCUCUGGGUCCUCUUGCUGGCCACUAUCAUUGGCCUGCUCUUGCAACGUCUGGCCGCAAGGCUGGGGGUGGUAACCGGACUUCAUCUGGCAGAAGUCUGCCAUCGACAGUAUCCCAAGGUCCCUCGGAUUAUCCUGUGGCUGAUGGUGGAGCUGGCUAUCAUUGGUUCAGAUAUGCAAGAGGUCAUUGGCUCAGCAAUUGCUAUCCACCUGUUGUCUGUUGGGAUAAUUCCUUUGUGGGGCGGAGUCAUCAUAACCAUCGCCGAUACCUUUGUGUUUCUCUUCCUGGACAAGUACGGGUUGAGGAAACUGGAAGCAUUUUUUGGCUUUUUGAUUACCAUUAUGGCCGUCACAUUUGGAUAUGAGUAUGUCACCGUGCGACCAGACCAGGGCAAACUGCUGAAGGGGAUGUUUAUGCCGUACUGUGAAGGCUGCGGCCCUGCCCAGCUAGAGCAGGCUGUGGGGAUCGUGGGCGCCGUCAUCAUGCCGCACAACAUGUACCUGCAUUCUGCUUUGGUCAAGUCUCGACAGGUGAAUCGGGCCAACAAGAAGGAGGUCAGCGAAGCCAACAAAUAUUUCUUCAUAGAAUCAUGUAUUGCCCUCUUCAUUUCCUUCAUCAUCAAUGUGUUUGUCGUCUCCGUUUUUGCUGAAGCUUUCUUUGGGAAGAAGAAUAUUGAUGCGCAUCUAAUCUGUGCAAAUAAAACUUUUGCUCAAGCUGGGCUGUUUCCAGCAAACAAUGACUCACUUGAUGUGGAUAUCUAUAAAGGGGGUGUCAUCCUGGGAUGUUACUUUGGUCCUGCUGCUCUCUAUAUCUGGGCUAUCGGGAUUCUUGCUGCAGGUCAGAGUUCAACAAUGACUGGAACUUAUUCUGGACAGUUUGCCAUGGAGGGGUUUCUCAAUCUGAAGUGGUCACGCUUUGCUCGGGUGGUUCUGACUCGUUCCAUUGCUGUCACUCCAACUCUUCUGGUAGCCAUUUUCCAAGACGUGGAGCACCUGACUGGCAUGAAUGACUUCCUCAAUGUUCUUAUGAGUUUACAGCUUCCUUUUGCUUUAAUCCCAGUCCUCACAUUCACCAGUCUGCGUCCUGUGAUGAAUGACUUUGCCAAUGGCCUAGGCUGGAAGAUCGCCGGGGGGAUCCUCAUUCUUAUAAUCUGUUCCAUUAACGUUUAUUUUGUGGUGGUCUAUGUAACUGCCCUGGAUCAAGUGGUAUUAUACGUGUGCGCUGCAGUUAUCAGCGUUUUCUACCUAGCCUUCGUGGCAUACUUGACUUGGCAGUGCUUAAUUGCUCUCGGGGUCUCCUUCCUGGCCUGUGGGCACACGUAUCAUCUGGGACUCACUGCUCACCCAGAACUCUUCCUCCUCAACAACGUGGAUGCUGCCUCAGUCAUGAGUAGUUGAAUCCCUCUGCCCCACAGGAGGAAGAGUGUGACUUUUGGAAGAAAAGGAGCAAAGGAAAGCCCUCCUGUGCUGCACAGAACCAAACUGGGAUUGGUUCCGAAAUAGGAGCGUGCAGUCAAGAGCUGCAGCUCGAGUCGGACCACAAGGGGAAGGGGAGUGGGGAAAGCGGCGGUACUACUCGGGGUUGUCUGGUACACUGUCUGGAAAGGAGGCGCCUUGAGAGGUUGCACCUAACUCAACUGUGAAGGUUCAUUGAGGGCUACUGACAAAGUGUGUGCAUCAUCACACACUCUGAGGGGGACAGGGGUGUUUGCAAUGGGGACAGGUGGGCAUUCGUUGGUGUGGGUCACCGCAAAAAGCAGAAGGUUUGCAUCUGGGAAGAACAUUUCGUGAAAGGAGGGUGCGGUCUUCCUCUUACGCCAUGCAAGGUCUUCCUCCUCGCACACAACUCAUCACCCAAGCUGUUUUUCUCCUGCUGGGUUCUUUCAGGUCUCGGCCCACCUGGGGGGCAGGGUGGAUGGUUUGGAGACGUUUUGUGCUGGGGGUGUGGCAAGCACCCCUUUCUGCCAUUGCUUUACAGGUCUUUGGCAGUGAGCCAUAUUUCAACUCACUUGCCACCAUCACCUGUAGUCUAGACUGACAGUCUUGUUUUUAGGUCUUUUGAGGCUUUAAAUUAAGAAAAAUAGGUUGGUGCUCUUACAGAUUUCUGUCAAGGUACUGAGGAAUCCACUAAGAUUGGGCAUCCCCUCCUACCUCCAGAUUCCUGCAACACUGAGGGAGAUUAUUAUAGAAUUAAGGAAUAACCUUCUUGACAUGUGGGUACCCUACGAUUGGGUAGUGAGUGAGUGCAAAUGCAAAUCGGAAGGAACUCUGAAAUGUAAAACGACAGAGGAAAGAAACACUAGUCGGCAUCGUUCAGCAGGAACAACUUCUGCACAGGCUCCAGCAAGAGGCCACCUGGGAUAUUUUUUGUUUUGAAAGGCUGCACAGAAAUAUUUAAACAGGAAAAAAGUGAAUGGAAGGUGAGCCAGAACGCAAGUUCAGGCCCCUUGUAGAAGUGGGACAGAAUACUGACUUGAUAGAUUUGCCGGGACAGUUUAUCAAUUAAGUUAUGUGUUCUGCCUGAAGAGAAAUCCCUUGUGACUCCUGAUCUUUCCCUUGUCCAGCUCUUUGCCCCUCCACACUUCCGGCUCUAAAAUGUUUCAUUCAUCUCUCCUUAUGCAUGGCAAUGUUCCUUGCAUUCAUGUGAAGCAAGAUUUUUCUCAUUUUAAGGUUUUCUGCCUGUCUCUGCUUUCAUUUGGUACUUGUGCAUGCAUUCUAAAUGCAGGAUCAAUUAGAAUUGAAACCAGUCUAAAACCAACAUGUUCACAUAUUUUGUUGGCAGAUUUGCCCUUUCCCCCUCCCUCAUUCUCUUUCCCUUAAGCCAACUGUCAGUCCUACUUUUCCAGAAACGGCUGCACGAACACAGGACGGUGGAAUCUAAGGGAAGAUUUAAUCAUAAAUUUGUACAACUCAGGCUUAAGAGCACAAUCACAUUAAUGGCUAUCUGGGGGAUUUUUCUGUUUGCAAUGCAUAAUAAUGGAAGAGCAGCCAUGCGGGAUCAGACCAAAAGUCCAUCUAGUCCAGCGCGUGAUACACGCAGUGGCAAAGCAAGUGCCCACAGGUUCCCUCAAGCAGGAGGGUGCAAGACCUCCACCUACCCUGGCUCUUCAGCAACUGGCAUGCCACCUCUGGUGAAGGAGGUGACAUAAAGCCAGCAAGGCUAAUAGCUCCUGGCCGCCGCCGCCUUUAUUAAUCUGUCCAGUCUUUUUUUAAAGUCAUCCAGAUUGGCGGCCAUCACCACUUCCCAAGGCAGCAAGUUCCAUAGUUUAACUACACACUCUGUGAGGAAGUGCUUCCUUUUAUCUGUUCUAAACCUCCCACCAGUCAGCUUCUUGGGGUGAACCUGGGUUCAAGUAUUCUCCACAGCAGGCAUUAUUCUAAACACAGCAAGCAUAGAAUUGCACCUGGAGCCAAUUUAAUGGCCAUGGCUUCCUCCAGAGAAACCUGGUGGUCUGAUUUUGAGAAUGUGCUUGGGAUGUGGAAUGGUUAGUUGCUGCUAUUAGACAUCCAUCACCCCUUCAGUGCAGGUGCCCCAGCGGUCUAGGAUACUGUGAACCUCCCCACCCAAGGGAAAAAAGCCCCCAUGGCGGCUCCAACCAAGCAGGCAUUCCAGGGCCAUAACAGAGUAGGAUAGGCCUUCACCUUCCCUGGAUAUGCCCCAGAAUGGAGGGGAACCAUGCUAGUCCUUGGCUAGUCAUUUUCCACCCCCACCCCCCGGACCAAGCUGUGUGCCUGUGGUUGCGAUUCAGGACAAACUAGUGAAAAGGACAGAGGUGAGUCUUGAAGCCACCACUCCACACCUGCCUCUUGUCCUGGCAGAUCCAGGGAGCUGCUCCAAAACUAAAGUUUCUGGGCAUGAACAGACUGACGCUGAGGCUUUGCUCAUAGUUUCUGUAUCCUGAACAUUUCUUUCAUCUGUGGGAUGGCUUUAAAAAGAUGCCAGCUGCUACAGUUGAAAAGCUGCUGCUUUGGGUGGUUUUCUCACUCCAGGCCUUUAUAGGUCCUCGCCUGCUCACUUCCAACCACAGCUGCCCAUGUGCAGCUGCCUGUGUUCCCACUGAGUUGGUGUUUAUUCCCUGUUUCUACAUUUGUGCGCUGUAUAAAUACACACAAGAGCCCUUUUCAGGUUUGCACUUAAGAGUUUGCCUAAAAUACUACAGACAGCAAAGUCUCAACUCGACUGACUACUUUAGCUCACACCCAACAGACGGCAACUAACACACUGUAUCUGAUUUAUUAGCUAAACCCUCAAAUAAUUGUUACAUUAAAGGUACAAUCCUAUUGCGAUCUAAGACCUCUGAGGUGGAGAUUUCACUCACCCUGUGCAGGGGAAGGGGAACUGUGGGGGCAGCUGCCACCUCCCUGUCUUCCUGGUCCUGCAUUUUUGCUAGACUCUUAUCCCGGUCUCCCUGGCCCCCCUUCACCAGGACACCCCCUUUCCACACUCUGAGCUUCUGUUCUCAACUUUGGAGAGCAGCUGUGGUGGGUGGGGGGAGGUCCAGAGAGCUGGUUCCCACCUCAGAUGUUCUCUGGGGGCCAUAGGAUUGCUCCCUUAGCUUUGUGACUUAACAGCGCAUGCACAGCUCCAUUUUUAACCAUUUCAGACUUUCCAGCUUCUUCCUGCUUUCAGUAGCUUCCCUUUUAUUUUUCAUAGGCAAUAUAAACUGCACAAAAUAAUUCCGGGCUGGGGUGGAAAGGCUAUUGAGAUUCCACAGAAUCCUUGAGACUGAGCAGAGUUGUUCUUACCAUAGAUGCUGAAGAUGGAACCAACUGCUGCAUCUUGACUGCUAAAGCAUCCCCCACCCCUUAAAUCCCAAGAUUUCUGCUGUCAUGCUCAGAGUCAGACACUCCUUCAUCAGUGGAGCUCUUGACCAUGGAUAGUUCCAUAAAGUUCAAAAUUAAUGCCACAGUGGAUAAAGAGCCCCAUUGACAGAGGGGUUGCCAACCUUCCCUACACAUGUGACAAGGUGUCUGCAGGAAAGACUAGUAUUCACCUAUUUUGCCGUUGUUUUAGUUUGCAGAGUGCAUCCUGGCUCCAUAUCAGUUGUCUAGACACACCCAGUGAUGUGGUACUACCUGGUGCCAAGACAGCUCCUGAAGCAGUACGGACAUCCACAUGUUAAUUUCCCCCUUUACGCUACAGUUUGCACUUUCUGAUGGUAUCAUGGCCCUCAUUCUAGAACCAAGCUGGCGAUUCACCCUAUGGCGAGCAGCCUACAGCUCAAUGCGCCAUUUAACUUACCAUUGAGCCCCACUGGAGUCAGUGGCAAUACCUUCUGAGUAGAAAUGAGACUGCAUGGGUGCUACUGCUGUUCUGCCUUCUCAUACAUUAGAUGGGACAAGGUGGGUGAAUCAAGACCCACACAGUGUCAGAACCCUUACACCUGGGCACGAGGAAAGUGUCUUCAGGCUUGCUCACAAGAGGUAUGUCUGAACUGAAUAUGGUGGCAGUGCUCCCAGACUGACCCAACUGCUUAAAAAGAGUUGCUUCUAUCCUCACCCCAGAAUGUUUACAACUGUGUUACAAAACAUCUGUCAGAAACUGCCCUUUGGUGUUGGGGAGCUUUAAAAAUAUAUUUGCAAUCUGUGUUCUGUUACGAAACCCAUUUUCCCUCCUGAUUCUUGUUAUUUUCAUUUUAGAUCAGGCACUAAUUCAUUUUAAAGGUACCAGUCAUUUGAUUUGGUGUUUAUUUGUUUCAAUAGAGGUCCAGACUUUCAAAUAAACAUGUCAGCUACA